Orbicella faveolata is the source of this 4279-nucleotide messenger RNA. RefSeq lists its product as uncharacterized. The record is from RefSeq and is a predicted model, not a curated record. NCBI's taxonomy places the organism in Eukaryota, Metazoa, Cnidaria, Anthozoa, Scleractinia, Merulinidae.
GAAUGCGUACGCAGAAAGAAAGACGUCCUUGCUGAGAGAAGCCGCACUGCAGCACUUUGGAUUCAGUACCUAGAAAUGGUGGACAUAUUGCGCUCCUUUCUCAAAGCAGAGUGAACAGCUAAUUGGGAACUCCACCUCGAGGCAUUGACAAGAAUGCUGCCAUAUCUCGCUGGUUCUGGCCACAACUUGUACGUUAAGUGCGCUCAACUAUACCUACAGUCGAUGACGGACCUCCAAACAAAACAUCCGGAUGUCUACAGAAACUUUGCUUCCGGUCUUCGCGUGGCAAGAAGGAGUGAUAGGUUUUUGGCAGGAUUAUUGAUUGACCUAAUCAUCGAGCAGGUUCUUAUGAGAAGUCUGAAGACGAGCGGAGGCUUGACAAGAGGAAGGGGCCUAACGGAGCAGCAACAUCUUAUCUGGCUAUUAUCUAUGCCGGCAUGCGCCAAAACCAACCACAGUAUCCAAGAGUUGACGGGAGUACAGUUUGAUUCGGGCGAGCAAAACAAAGAUAUGUCCAAGGCAAGACAGGCAAGAGACACGAAAGACACAAUGACCACCAUCAGUACUCUGGCUGCACAUAACCCUUUCUCUCCUGACAGUGACAGUCUAAGAAACAUCAUGAAUGGGGUAAAUGCCAAUAGUAGUGUUAAUGCUGAUGACGCCAAACGUGUCGGGGAGAUCCUGUCGUCAAUGAAUGGGAAGAGUCCCAUGGAUUACACAUUCAAACGAAGUGCCCAGGCAAUCACUAUGGCAUCGAAGUCCUCUGUGAAGAUUAACAAUGAUCAAGUACAAGUUGACCCGCAACUUUUAUUUCAGCGACUGAUCAUGGCCUGUGAAAACUCCCAACUUGCGGAAUUAUUUCGAUACAAGCUCUGCACUUAUCCCACAUCUCUUUUCGACUCCCCAUUAACGCUUAGACAACCACAAAAACCAGCGCUAGCGGAAGCACUGUGGGUGAAGCUUUCACCAGAGGCCAAGACGCAGCCCAAAGGAAAUGUCCAAUAUGUGUUGGAUGGAGGUGCCCUUCUCCACCGAGUCCCGUGGCCAAGAGGUUCUCCAACUUACAAGGAAGUGUGCAACUUGGAUUGCAGCUACAUGCGUAUGAAAUAUGGAAGAGCAAUAGUGGUAUUUGACAGGUAUGACGAAAUGUCAACUAAAGCUAUGACACAGCAGAGGCGUGCAUCAGGGAAGGUUGCUGCCACUGUCACCUCUACAGAAAGCAUGUCCAUCACGCUAAAGAAAGAUAACUUUCUCUCUAACUCCAAGAACAAGGAACGCUUUUUGAUGAUGCUGAGUCAGGCUCUACAGAUUGCAGGCUAUGUGACACACCACUCCGAUGGUGUUGCCAAUCUGCUUAUAGUGAAAACUGCCGUAGAGUCUGCCCAAACGAACACCACGGUUCUUGUAGGGGACAACACAGAUUUGCUAGUCCUCUUGUGCUAUCAUGCUUCUGAAGAUGGCUGUGAUUUCUAUUUUAGACCAGAGCCAAAGGCAAACACGAGAGGGGCACGGGUUUGGCAUAUGAAGAAAGUCAAAGAUCAGCUUGGUAGGGAAGUUUGCAGGAAUCUCCUGUUUCUUCACGCCAUGACCGGCUGCGACACCACUUUGCACCUGUAUGGAGUUGGCAAGGCAACGGCACUAAAGAAAUUUGAGAAUGUACCAUGCUUCCGAGAGCAAGCUAAUACGUUCAGCUGCCAUUCGGCUGUAUCUGACGUUGUUGCUGCAAGUGAAAAAGCACUUGUGGCACUUUUCGGUGGAAAGCCAGGGGUUGGUCUUGACUCUCUCAGGUAUCAGCAGUACUUUGAGAAACUUGCAACAAAGACAUCUCAUAUACAGCCACAGAAUCUCCCCCCAAGUGCAGCAGCGGCCCAAUUCCACAGGCUGCACGUCUAUCUACAAGUAAAGCAGUGGUAGGGGGAGAAUGCAGAAAUGUUGAUCAAGGACUGGGAUGGAAAGUAAUUGGCGAUCAAUUGGUUCCUGUUGCGACAGACCUGCCACCUGCGCCAGACUCGCUUCUACAGUUAAUCAGAUGCAACUGUUUGUCUGACUGCCGCAAUAUGAGGUGCAUCUGCCGCAAGAAUGGUAUGCAGUGUUCUCCAGCCUGUGGCCAGUGCAAAGGGUCCAUGUGCACUAACUCUACCACCGCCCUGGACUACGAAAGUGAAGAUUCGGAAGACUUACUUGUAUAGCAUGUGUAGAUUACAAUUCAAGAAUGACUAUUUCUAGCACGAAGAUAAGGGAUAAACGUGUCUUGGAAAAUGUAAACUUUCAAAUAACUCAGCAUUUUAAAAGUUGUUCUUUUACGGGUCUUUAUUUUAAGACUAAGGCCCGGGAAACAUUGCGCUAAGAGUAUGUUCUUAAUUUUAAAGGAAAGGCAUGAUUUAUACCAAUAAAACAGCCGUAAAGAACAACUUCCCCUUUAUAGCCUCAUUUUCACGUUGCAGCAGAAAGCGAGUUAGACGUUGAUCGUAUUUGGAGGCUUUCCCAUGCUUGAAUCUUUAGACUUUUAGUAUGUUAAUGUAUAGGUUAUUUCUAACUGGUUUACAAUGAGAAAGCUUCUGUUGCAAUUAGUAACAGGUCUGAUUACAAAAUCCCUGGACUAAAUUGUAAUACUCAAACUGAGCCUGUUUUAAGGAAUGUAUUAAACUCACGUUUCCUUUUCAUUGAAUUCCCUCCUGUAUCAACAACAACAACCACUUUACUUGUGCUGUUAAAGAUCAUAACACAUGUAUAUGGACUUAUUUCGAUGUUCUUUCAGUAAAUUUGCAAGAGUUUUCACAAUUUAUGAGCUGUGGGAAAUGCCAAUCCAAUGUGAAAGAAAUGAUUGCACAGACCACGUACUGACAACAUGUGCAAAUGGCAGUUUGAAUAAUGAGACUAAAAUCAGUGAAUCAGCAUAUUUGUCUGCUCCAAAAGUUGUGCAGUGACAAAAAAUGAAGAACUAAAAGACACCAUUCUGUAUUAAAUGACAAUAUGAACAGCGAAAGUGAGAGCAGUUGUGAAUCUAAAAUCGGUCAUUCCACAUCUUUGCCAGGUGCUCAAUCUGUGCACAGUAAUAAAAAACAAAGAAUGCAAAGGCAUCAUUCUAAUGUGCCAAGUGACAGUAUACACAGUGAAAGUGAGAGCAGUUGUAAUUCUAGAAUCAGUGAAUCCACAUCUUUGUAAGGUGCAACAAAAAUUAUUGGGCAUGGUAGCAAAAAGCAAAAAAACAAAAAGAAAACAUUCUAAUGUGCUCGUUUCAAGAAAAAUAAAUAUUUCAGACCAUAUUUCAGACAAUGAGGUACUUGAAAACCUGACAAAGAAUAGCAGAAAUAAGACUGAAAAUUCAUAUUUUACAACAAACCCCUGACAUUGUUGGGGAUAAAUGCAUCCACAUUUCAAACAAUGAUUGAUUUUGACAAUGAAACAUGUGCUGAGGAACUCCAUCAGUAAAAAUCAUCUCAGUAAAAUAUGAAGUUUCAUAAAUCACUAAAAUUUCAGAUUUAUCACUGCUGUGUGUGCCAUGAAGCUUGGCCUUUGAACACAAAGCCAAAAAAUACUGUUGGUUACACUUGUUCUUGUUUUCUGCGAGACAAGAAUGUUCCUAAGAAAUUUUUAAUCGCGAACUCUGCGAUACGUUCCCAUUCCAAGAGUUACAAGGCUUAACUCAGUUUGAAGAGAUGCUUAUUGCAAGAGCAUUUCCUGUAAUGCAUGUAUAUACAAAACCAAGAGGUGGCCAAAUGGCAUACAAAGGGCAUGUUAUUACCUUGCCACAGGAUGUACAACAGCUUGCAGAUAUACUGCCCAGGUGCCCUUAAGAUUUGCCUGUCAUUAUUUUUACCAUCAAUGGGCAGGAUAAUAGUUCUUCAGAUUUUGUAGUAAGGCACCAAAAAGUGGAAGCACUUAAUUGGUUAACUGGUGAAAAAGAAAAUGGACAACCUAAUAACCCACUGUAUAAAAAUGUAAGGAUAGAUAAGCAAACCCUUGUUAAUUUGCCAGAACACGGAAUUCUUUCUGAUGUUACCUGAGUUGAAUGUGGAGACAGUACAGUUGAAAAUGACGAUGUUGGCAUUGACACUGGGCCUGUUAAUUUUGAAGAUGAUGAGAAAGUUUAUAACUCGCAAUCUGAAAUGGGUAGCUUUGUUCCAACAAACAUUGACACCAAAAGAGAAGAAAAAAAUCAGUGAAGAAUCUCUUAAUGCCCCACAGCCACACAAUUGGAAUAUUGGUGAUGAGCCUUUAAGUGAUUAUGAAGACAUGUUAAAUUCAGUACAGAGACAUACACAAUGUUCCACAGCAU